AUGCUAGAAACGGCUUCAGCCCGCGCUUUGAAAAAGGCUACUGACUUUGGAGAGAGCCUGUUGGCCCACCCAGGGAGAGAAGCUGUAGAUGCAGAAGCCGAAUACAAAUAUGUCGCGAGAGCUAACUUUGUGAACGUGCCUGGUUAUGAGCAAGUCAGUAUUUACAAGCGAGAGCCGGACCGGACAUGGGCAAAUAUCCCUGUGAACACUCAAUUUGAUCGGAGCCUUCACGUCGUUGGUGUUGCCAUCAACCCUUUUGUAUUUCAGGACAGCUCGGGCUCGGUCUUCGCACGCUCCAUAAAAAAGCUUGGGUUGCAAAAGAAACUUGCCCAUUGGGCCCUAUACCUUCGCGAGGCGGACAGUGUGAGUUUCUCGAAUCCAAGAGCACAGCAGGAUCUUGAAUUGACCAAUGUCAACAAGGAUCAAUACCGUAUGUACGGUCUGAACUUCUCCCAGGAGACAGGGCAAUUGAUUGUCGAAAGUGUAUGGGGAACAAAGGAAGGGUGGGAGAAAGUUGUUCAAGAAGGGCAGUUCCAGAAGGAUGAGAACAUCAAGGAGUUGCAGAUAUACUGCAGUCUCGCCGAAUUCAUCCUAACUACACAAUUUUUCGUGAGGUACGAUAUGAAACGACCACAGAAGAUUUGGAAGUUCAAUGCGGAAUUUUUGACCCACGAGAAUCCUGGGCGAAGCUAUGACUUGCUCAGGAGCAACUGUCAGCACUUUGCUCGUGGCUUUCUUGAUUUCCUUGUCAUACAGGGAUGGACCGAUCCACGACGCAACCGAGAGCCGUUUUCACUCCAAAAAAUGGCUUCAAAGCUGCAAGAACUUGAGCUUAAUCAGCACGAUGCUGGCUUCAAAAUGCUAGAAGAUUCAAUGAGCUGGGAUGAUCUCGGUGGGAGGUAG
Exophiala bonariae is the source of this 903-nucleotide messenger RNA. RefSeq lists its product as uncharacterized. The transcript has 2 exons. The coding region runs from base 1 to 903 and encodes 300 amino acids. NCBI's taxonomy places the organism in Eukaryota, Fungi, Ascomycota, Eurotiomycetes, Chaetothyriales, Herpotrichiellaceae. The record is from RefSeq and is a predicted model, not a curated record.